Oryzias latipes (Japanese medaka) is the source of this 2110-nucleotide messenger RNA. It is a transcript of the gene ctsf, whose product is annotated as cathepsin F. The record is from RefSeq and is a predicted model, not a curated record. Lineage: Eukaryota; Metazoa; Chordata; Actinopteri; Beloniformes; Adrianichthyidae. Gene Ontology annotation, biological process: proteolysis. Gene Ontology annotation, molecular function: cysteine-type peptidase activity; cysteine-type endopeptidase inhibitor activity.
CUGACAGGCUCCUCCCACAAUCAGCUUCAUAUGUUUGGCAACAACAAGGAUGACUUGCUUGUAUAACCGCAACAUCUAGCCCAUUAUCGAUUUUAUUUAGACUUUAAAACAAACAUUCGCCUUUUUAACUGAGAGGACGCUGAGCUCCGAUCCCUUUUGCCCCAUCAACGCCCGCUGGUCAGCAUGUCGGUCGGUUUCCGCUGCUGUGCGCUAAUCCCAUGGAUGGUCCUGGCCGCCGUGCUGGGUUCGGUGCUCAGUUUGGGAGAAGAUCUCGACCGGCCUCUGUUCGGGCCCCCGGGAUCUCCCAUUGGAGUUCAUGAGUCCGACCCAGGCUUGAAGAAGGUGAUGCUUUUCGCAGAGGAGCGAUACAACCGGGGCUCCAACGCCAUGCACCUCCGCAAAAUCAGCCGGUUUGUCUCCGCCACCAAACAGCUGGUUAAAGGAAUCCGUUACACCAUAACAGUGGAGCUGAGCAACACCCUCUGUAAGAAAUCCGCCAUGGUGAGGACAUGUGACUUCUAUCCAGAGACUCAGAAGCUGAAGACUGAGGUGUGUGUGUUUGAAGUGUGGGACAUCCCCUGGCAGGGCACUUCAACCCUGCUUAAGCAGAAGUGCAGUCCUAAAGCUGAAGUGGAAGAAACCAACAGGGUGGCGGAACCAACCAACAGCCAACCUGUGGAGGAGUCUGUGCAGCUUCUGGGCCAGUUUAAAGACUUCAUGGUUAAGUACAAGAAGGACUACAGCAGUCAGGAGGAGGCUGAACGGCGUUUACAGAUUUUCCAGGAGAACCUGAAGACAGCCGAGAAGCUCCAGGCUUUGGAUCAAGGUUCGGCUGAAUAUGGAGUGACCAAGUUCAGUGACCUGACUGAGGAGGAAUUUCGCUCCACAUACCUGAACCCCCUGCUGAGUCAGUGGACGCUCCACCGGGGAAUGAAACCAGCUCCUCCCGCCAAAACCCCCGCCCCUGACAGCUGGGACUGGAGGGACCAUGGAGCCGUCAGCCCUGUUAAGAACCAGGGGAUGUGUGGAUCUUGUUGGGCCUUUUCUGUCACAGGAAACAUCGAGGGUCAGUGGUUCCUGAAAAAUGGAACUUUGCUGUCGCUUUCUGAGCAAGAGCUGGUUGACUGUGACGGUUUGGACCAGGCAUGCCGGGGCGGGCUGCCGUCAAACGCCUAUGAGGCCAUAGAGAAGCUGGGUGGUCUGGAGAGCGAAACAGACUACUCCUACACAGGACACAAGCAGAAGUGCGACUUCACCAACAGGAAGGUGGCCGCCUACAUCAAUAGCUCUGUGGAGCUCCCCAAAGAUGAGAGGGAGAUCGCAGCUUGGCUGGCAGAGAAUGGACCCAUCUCUGUGGCUUUGAAUGCUUUUGCAAUGCAGUUCUAUAAAAAGGGCGUUUCUCACCCUUGGAAGAUCUUCUGCAACCCCUGGAUGAUCGACCACGCCGUUCUCCUAGUGGGAUAUGGAGAACGUAAUGGGAUCCCAUUCUGGGCCAUCAAGAACAGCUGGGGCGAGGAUUAUGGCGAGCAGGGUUACUAUUACCUGCAAAGAGGUUCCAACGCCUGUGGCAUCAACAGGAUGGGCUCAUCCGCUGUAAUCAACUAAACACAUUCAAAGCUACAGACGCAUUCCAACAUGGAGACGUGCUAACAUCACCGCUGCUGCUGCUGUUCUGCUCUAUCAUCUUUACAAAACACAUGAAGACUACAAUCCAAGACUCCGUUAAACAAAGUUGCACAAUUUAACUUCAGACCUCCUCUUCCUUGUCACUUUAUCCAGUGAAAACUCCAAUUCAUCAAGCUUUACAGUAUUCUUAAAACAAGCUUUGUGUGCAUGAUUCAUACCAGCAGGUUUCCUCCAGCAAUUUAUAGAGAUGCCGUGUAAAAAUGCAGUAUUGAGUGUAGUUCAUUUUCCACUUGCAGUGACUGAGCCCAAAGCUUGAAGCCUCUUCAGCUUAACUGGAAGUUCUUUGAAGUAUUAUUGUGUUCCUGAAAGACUAGUACUUUGGUUUUACUGGGGUCUACACAAUACUACACACCUGAAAUGCAAUUUUGACUGCUGUAAUGAUGAAUUAUGGGCAAAAACUAAAUAAAGAGAUUGGAACCAUUAA